AUCAGUUCAAAGAAAAACUGCGAUUUGACUUGCAACAUAGUUACAGCACAGGAAAGACGCGAAGUGGGCGGUGAAGUUUUAUUUUAUGUUAUUCAUAUAUCAAGUUUGUCGUGGUUUAACUCUUCUUUAGCCUUGUCGUUUUUGUGUAUCUGAAAGUUGUACGAAAUGUCCAGCAACAUCAGGCCAAGGCUGUGCGUAUUAGAAAAAGGGGACAACGGUUACGGGUUUCAUCUCCACGGCGAAAAGGGAAAGCCCGGUCAGUUCGUCCGACAUGUGGAGCCCGACUCCCCGGCGGCCACCGCGGGUCUGAUGGCCGGGGAUAAACUGGUAUUCGUGAACGGAGAGAGCGUCGAGGACGCCAAGCAUCAACAGGUGGUGUCCCAUAUAAAAGCCGUCACGGGAAAACUUGAACUCAUCGUGGUGGAUCCGGAGACCGCAGAACUACUUGUGAAACAUGACUUGAAGUGUCAUAAAGAGUACUUGACUGAUGGGAUACCGAUACCGGGAAGCGACGCUGGGUCGGAUCAUGGGGAUGAGGUCAAGAACGGGACAUCUGGGGAAUCGACCCCCGUCCCGGAGACAAACGGAGAAAUAAGCAUAGAUAGACUGAGCGUGAGCUCAAAGGAAUCUGCCAAAGAGCUGCGUCCACGUCUGUGUCACAUGAAGAAGGGCGCUACCGGAUACGGCUUUAAUCUGCACACGGAGAAGUCCAAACCUGGCCAGUACAUCAGGGCGGUGGAUGAAGACUCUCCCGCAGAGAAAUCUGGACUUCGACCCCAAGACAAAAUAGUGCAGGUGAAUGGUGUUCCUGUGCACGAGCUUCAGCAUUCAGAAGUGGUGGCGGCCAUCAAGGCAGGAGGAGAUGAGACUAAGCUUCUGGUGGUAGAUCCUGAGACGGAAGCCUUCUUCACGAGCUGUCAGGUCUUACCCACUGAGAAACACCUCACAGGUCCCCUGCCAGAGCCUGUAGUGAGUCGGGACACAGUUGAUCAGGUGAACGGAAAAACAGCCAAGGAGGAAAAAUCCAGGUUGUCCGUGAGCCUUUCUACCUCCAGCACCACUUCUGACGCAUCCACUUCUGCAGCUCCGGCCAACAUUCCAGCACCAGAGGAGAGAUCCAAAGAAACAACUUCAGAUGAAGAUAAAGGAUUAUCUCUUAGCAUGUCGCUGCAGCAGGCUAAAGAACGAGCUCGCCAGAAACGCUCCAACAAAAAUGCUCCAAAAAUGGACUGGAGCAAACGUAAUGAGCUCUUCGGCAACCUCUGAGAUUUCUUCUCGUCCUGUUCACCAUAGUCUUCAUUUCAUCAGUUUUCUUUACAGCUGCUUCAUGUUCUCUUUUAUCCCAUUAUGCCUUUCACCUUUGUUUUUCUCUUGCACACAAUGAGAUUCUUCUUUCACAUGUAUAUUUUUAAACCAGUGUUUGUUGACCUGUGAUUUUUGUUAUGAUCUUUUUUAUGAUUACUUAUCAUCUUGGUUUACCUCUAUAUCACUGAUAUAAGACAAUAUAUAUAUAUAUAUAAAUAUAUAGGAUUUAACAUUACUGUACAAUGUAUAGUCUAGAAUAUAAUUCUUAAUGAAAACUCAAAUGAUAUUGUGUCUAUAUAUUUUUCUGGCAGUAUUGAUUGCCUUGCAGUUUAGUAUUUUGAGAGAGCUGUUUUAUUUCCUUCAGAGCUUGUCUUAAACCUUAUUUUCAAACUGUAAGCAACAGUGUAUUGAACUUUUUCUUCAUGUUAGAAGGUAUAGAAGCUGCAGCAUUCUAAAUUUGUAAAUGUGAACUGUUUAUAAAUCAUGAACUUAUCAAGUUACUAUAUCCGACUGAAUGACUAUUAUAUUAGCUUAUACUGCUGGCUGUAAGAAUCUCUUAUUAAAAAUGUUAUUACUCUAUUACUUAUCAUUUAAGAGUCACAGUCAUACUCCUCCUGGUGAGCAAACCCCUAAUCUAAUUUUGAGUAAAAUCUAUGCAAUAUCAUUUGGUCAUAUUUCUAUAAUUUUAAGUGUUAUGUUAUUGAUGCAUUUUUUAAAUAUAAUUUGUAUCCCAAAUUUGUCAUGUAUCCUUUUAAUGCAUUAUUUCACAUUAAAAUAAUAAUGCAUUUA
This is a messenger RNA of Triplophysa dalaica, 2094 nucleotides long. RefSeq names its product NHERF family PDZ scaffold protein 1a (gene nherf1a). NCBI's taxonomy places the organism in Eukaryota, Metazoa, Chordata, Actinopteri, Cypriniformes, Nemacheilidae. The record is from RefSeq and is a predicted model, not a curated record. Gene Ontology annotation, biological process: protein localization to plasma membrane. Gene Ontology annotation, cellular component: apical plasma membrane. The transcript has 6 exons. Gene Ontology annotation, molecular function: signaling receptor binding; protein-membrane adaptor activity. Bases 166 to 1266 code for a protein of 366 amino acids.